UAUUCCAGACGGGGGCAAUACGGCUGUAGGGAAAGUAUAAUGCCCCGGGCUAGUUUCCAACUACGGACUAUUAGUGGGAGCGGAGGUGAUUGUAAUGGAAGCGCUGUAGGGGGAAGCGGAGGAAACUCAGCUGGCAGUGGCACACGGCAGCCAGACUGAGAAGAGCGGGUCACGUGUCCCUCCCAGGAGCGCGCCUUUAACACGUUCGUCCCCGUAAAGCCCACGAGCGCGCGCAUUAAUACCGUGAAAAAGCACGGGUUCUCUCACAAAAUAAUAAAAAAAAACACUUCUAUACCGAACCACAGCACUAGAAUAUAAAGUAGUGUACAAUGACACGCACGGCUAGACCCAUACAAAGGAUAAUAGGUGGUUAUUUCGCUGGCAACCUAGGGACUAACAUAGCCCACACAGUUGAUACGUGAAGUGUAGUGACAAGCGCAUUUAUCAAGCAUUUCUGACGGCAUCGAUCCUUUCCUGCCUCUGGCAAAACCCCCUGAGGGUCGCAAGUCGCACAGCUGCUGUCUCUGUGACUGACCCCUUCUGAGAAGGGCGCAUCCGCCUCUCCAAUUAGCAGCGCCCUCAGAAGUGUUACAGGACUAGAGAAAAUCCCUGUAGAGCCCAAACUCCAGCCUGGCGUGUCUCUAAGUGGCGAAUUACGAACGCGGCAAACACGAGCUGCGCCCUCACAUCCCAAAGCUUACUGAAAACUGCGACCGCACACUGCCCCUCUCUGUAUACCUCCGCCUCCUCUUUAGCCGGACCUUUAUUCUUUACUACAGGAGAUGCGUAUGGUUUGGGGGGAAAAAAAGGAGCCGGAUUCCUCCCCCCCUUCUUUAGCGGAGGGAUACUCAACUAGGGUCUAACGUGGUGCUGAGGUUUGACUAGCGAAAAAAAUGUCUGCCUGAGGGAGCCCCACAAGUUCCUACCGGGGGAAAACAAAACGUGUAGCGGUAAUAAACACAGGCAAAAUCCCACGGAAAUCUUGUUAGUGCUGAGUAUCUUGGCACAGAGGCGGGGAAAAGCUGCUUUUAAGCGCCGGGGAAAGAGACGAAAGGGGAUCUCGCUAAACUUCAACCCAAUUAUUGGAUGUUUGAACGGAAAAAAGGAGUUCAUCUGAGUGGUGGAAGAUGAAUCCUCAACAGCGGAUGGCCGCUAUAGGAACAGACAAGGAACUGAGUGACCUGCUGGAUUUCAGUGCGGUACGAUAUCCUUCGGGGUCUUCUUAUGGCUUCUCCCACACGAUGUUUUCCCCACCUGCUAAUAGUGGGAAAACCAGACCUACUACACUAGGAAGCAGUCAAUUCAGUGGAUCUGGUAUGGAUGAAAGAUCAGGUGCCUCUUGGGGAACAAGUGGUCAGUUGAGUCCAUCCUAUGAAUCUUCAAGGGGUUUUACAGACAGUCCUCAUUACAGUGAUCACUUAAAUGACAGUCGAUUAGGCCCCCAUGAAGGAUUGUCCCCAACACCUUUCAUCAACUCAAAUCUGAUGGGGAAAACAUCCGACAGAGGCCCAUUUCCAUUAUUCGGUAGAGAUUCAGCUGUUCCUGGAUGUCAACCUGGCCUCAUCCGAGCAGAUAUUGGACUUGGGAGCUCUGGACAACUUCCAUCCUCAGGAAAACCUGGUACCCCUUACUUUCCUUUUUCGGCAUCUGGUUCACGUCGGAGGCCUUUACAGGACACACCUGCACUUGAUCCUGUACAAACAAAGAAAAUAAGAAAGGUCCCCCCUGGCUUGCCUUCUUCUGUCUAUGCACCAUCCCCAAAUUCAGACGACUUCAACAGAGAAUCUCCUAGUUAUCCAUCCCCCAAGCCUCCAAGCAGUGUGUUUGCUAGCACUUUCUUUCUCCAAGAUGGAACACAUAACUCAUCAGAACUGUGGAAUUCCUCCAAUGGGAUCAACCAGCCUGGGUAUGGUGGAAUGCUGGGUAGCUCAUCUUCUCACAUGUCGCAGUCAAGUAACUUUGGCAGCCUACAUGACCGUUUGAAUUACCCACCCCAUCCAGUGUCACCAACAGAUAUAAAUGCCAGUCUUCCUCCAAUGUCCAGCUUCCAUCGAGGUGGCAACUCAAGCUCCACCUAUGUGACUGCUUCUCACACUCCUCCCAUCAAUGGAUCAGACAAUCUGUUGGGAAAUCGAGGGAAUGCAGCUGGCAGCUCACAGACUGGGGAUGCACUUGGAAAAGCUCUUGCAUCUAUUUAUUCUCCUGAUCAUACCAGCAGCAGCUUUCCAUCAAAUCCCUCAACUCCUGUCGGCUCACCUUCUCCUCUCCCAGGUGCCAACCAGUGGUCUAGACCUGGAGGGCAGACGCCUUCAUCACCAAGUUAUGAGAAUUCUCUUCACUCUUUGAAAAAUCGCGUUGAGCAGCAACUUCACGAGCAUUUGCAGGAUGCUAUGUCCUUCUUAAAGGAUGUCUGUGAGCAAUCCCGAAUGGAAGAUCGUUUGGAUCGACUUGAUGACGCAAUUCACGUGCUUAGGAAUCAUGCAGUUGGACCCUCAACCAGUAUGUCUGCUGAUAUACACAGCUUAUUGGCUGCUACACAUAAUGGACCCAUUGCAAGUCUGACCUCCAACUAUGGAACACCUGGCCUUGUAGCAAACAGCCGACAGACUUCAAUGGUGGCAAAUCACAGAGAAGACUCUGUAUCCAGUGAACAUUCGGUUCUAUCAAGCACAGUUUCUGCAUCAAACACAGACAUUUCUCACAAAGCCCAAGAAAAUUACAGAGCAUUAUCCGUGGGAUUGGCCAGUCAGCCAGCACUACAGAACCUGAUAGAAAUCAAGACUGAGCACAAAGAAAAGGAUGAGAAUAUACACGAUGACGUCUCUUCAGAUGAUGACUCUUCUCAAAAAGAAAUGAAAGCUUCCCGAGGGAGAACAAGCAGUAUCAAUGAAGAUGAAGAUUUAAAUCCAGAACAGAAACUGGAGAGGGAAAAGGAAAGGAGAAUGGCAAACAACACAAGGGAACGUCUGCGAGUCAGAGACAUCAAUGGAGCGUUUAAAGAGCUCGGGCGCAUGUGUCAACUACAUCUAAAGAGCGAGAAACCACAGACGAAACUGCUAAUUCUUCAUCAGGCCGUAUCAGUUAUCCUCAAUCUAGAACAACAAGUCAGAGAGAGGAACCUUAACCCCAAAGCAGCCUGCCUUAAACGAAGGGAAGAAGAAAAAGUUUCUGCCGUAUCGGUAGAGCCACCAAACACACAUCCAGGAGCUCAUCCUUGUCUUACUGAUACUACCAACCCUAUGGGUCAUAUGUAACAUCAGUCAGGUCUCCCGCGCUAUUGAUAGGAUAUAUAUAUAUAGGUGACCUCUCAUCACAAGGAAACGUACAACUAAGAUACUGACGACACAAAUCUGACAGGAUCACAAGAAAAUGAAGAGGGAGAAAUCAAAUGAACUUGAAGCAAGAACUCCAAAAUGCAAUCUAUAGCCUGAAGCAAAACCCUUCUAUCAGACGCUGAACUGUAGCGAUGGGGAUAGAAUGACAUCACACGCCGGGUGUCGCUUCUGCACAAUCAGACUGUCAGUGUCUCUGCCUUGUGCCUAAACGAAAUUGACAAAUGCAUUGUAUCUACACAUUUUAUUUAUUAUGGAACUGUUCUAAAGGUAUAAAAGGAAAAAGUUGGGCUGAAAGUGGAGAAGAUUUGAGUUGAUGGCAGCAUUUGUAUAACUGUUCAUAUACAGAGAAUAAAAGGCAACCAUUGUCCCUUAGCAUUCCCAGCAAACCUAUUAGUGUCUUAACAAUGGAAGGGAAUUGGCUUUUACCAAUCCUUUCCAUUACUGUUGCCAUAUGAAUAGUGUUUUCCAUCUACUGGAAAAUAUUACUUUGGAAUAGAUUUUGUUGUUGAUUUCAAUGUUAUUUUUGGUCUCUGGUAAUCUGAACAGUUAUGGGCAUAGCUAACCUUCCACGCUCCACGCUCCAUGCUUAUAGAAAGGCCUGGAGCAAUUAAGUGACAUCACACGGGGGGUAUAUUAUUCCCUCUCAACACUGUGUUGUAAAGGGGAUUCAUAGUAAGGCCUCCUGGGGCAAUGUUUCUAUGCAAUACCUGCUACAUAUAGAGGACAUAAGGCGUUCACUGUGAGGAAACACAAAAGGAGAUUUUGCAGGGAUGCACCGAAUCCAGGAUUCAGUUCAGGAUUCGGCCUUUUUCAGCAGGAUUCGGAUUUGGCCGUAUCCUUCUGCCCGGCCAAAUCGAAACUGAAUCCUAAUUUGCAUAUACAAACAGUGUUGGACUGGGACACCAGGGGCCCACCCAAGAACCUUAGACCAGGGGCCACUCUCACUACUAUUAUUCUUCCUUUCCUCACUCAACCUCUAUUCUCCUAGUCUCCUUUCUUUACAUAUUAUAAUCGAUUAUUCCAUCUAUUGAGUCUCUUUUUCUCAUAGAAAUAGGGAAUGGCCAUGAAAUAGGCCAAAUGUUUAGCAGCAUGAGGGUCCACUGACACCUGGGCCCACCGGGACUUUUCCUGGUAUCCCUGUGGGCCAGUCCCGACACUGGGGUGAGGAGGGAAAUCACUCAACUUUUGUCACAAAAUGUUUUCCCCUUCCCACCCAUAUGCAAAUUAGGAUUUGGUUCGGUAUUAGGAUUUGGUUCGGUUGUUAGACGAAUGUUUCACGCGAAGGAUUCGGGGGUUCGGCCGAAUCCAAAAUAGUGAAUUCGGUGCAUCUCUAGUAAUUACUGUGACUAUUUACGAUAGCAGGUAAAGUUAGAACAACAAUAAAUCUGAGGUUAGGGUCUUCAGGUAGAGAGUGAUUAUUUGCACCGCCCUGAGCCCUCAGCUGGGGGAGCGGACAAACCGAAAAUUCUUUGUAGCAGGCACUCAAUAAAGGCAAACUUCCACCAGGCAGUUAGUUCAAAGUGAAAACCGAGUUUAUUGUCUCCACAACCUUACGCGUUUCGUGUUACAAACAGUUAAUCAUAGGCUUAAGUUAGAACAACACGUAGGUAUGAGAUAAUGUCAGAAUGAAACGAGGGCAAUGUCAGCGCUUUAUCAAUUGAAAUGGCGAUUCAGUGUAGGAUUCAACAAACGCCCCUCGUUAACAUCCCAAUCCUGAUACUCUGGAACCAUAUUCACGUAUUGGCGUCUAUACAAACACCGUGAAUGUCACUGUAAGCCGUCUUCCACUACUAUGAGCAUGGAAGGGUAGAAAUCAUUUCUUAUGGUCUGAACAAAAUGAAGAUAACUCUAAAGAGAACAAAAUAUACUGUAUAUAUCAUUUUGGGAACCUUAAAUCAUAUCGUGGCCGAUCCCGGGAAUAAUGGUGAGGUUAGUGGAUUAAUUCCAGUUGCUUCUAAAUAUCAGUUAUCAUGGGACUAUAUCUGUGGCCUUGUUCUUUAUUCCAGUAUUUAUCAACUAAACAAACGUUGUUGCAUAUGAUUGAUCACUUGCCACUGCCUGACCUUUUUUCCUUUAUACCCGUCUCUUCUUUUCCUUCAUUUUUUUUGUUUUGUUUUCUUUUGUUUCUAUUUUUCUCGUUGCUAUAUUAGACGUUGCCGUAUGCCCAAACGCUUCUCUUCAUAAAAUAGAAAGAAAAAAACAUUUGGCUUAUUUUUCACUGUAGUUAGUCUUUUAUACAAUAAUCUUGUAAGAAAAUUUCUUGGAUUCUAAAUAUUACUCUUUCUAGAUUUUUGAAAUCGAAAAAGUUUUCAGUAAAAAAGUUUCUUACUUUAUUUUACUAUAUUAGGUAGUAAAAAUGUAGGGUUAUUUACCAUAACCUGUUCAUUUAUAUCAGAAAUUUACAAUAGCAUUAUAAGAACAUAGUAGGGUCCUAGCAACCGUGUAGUACCUAUGGAGUAUUGUAAGAGCUAAUCGUCCAAGAUGAAUUGCUUUAUCAUCUUGUUCCUCCGGUUUCCAUUGUUGGUCUCUUGCAGAUUUGUACCCUGUGUCAGUCAACGUAUUGUUGAUAACUCUCUUCAACCAGCAGCAAGAAGUUCAAACAUUUCUGUCAAUGUAACAGAAACACAAUAUGUAUAUAACAUUUAUGUAGCAAUAAAUGUGCCAUCUUUUUUUAAA
Messenger RNA from Xenopus laevis (African clawed frog), 6011 nucleotides. It is a transcript of the gene tcf12.S, whose product is annotated as transcription factor 12 (HTF4, helix-loop-helix transcription factors 4) S homeolog. Bases 1128 to 3254 code for a protein of 708 amino acids. Gene Ontology annotation, biological process: regulation of transcription by RNA polymerase II. The transcript has 21 exons. Gene Ontology annotation, molecular function: RNA polymerase II cis-regulatory region sequence-specific DNA binding; protein dimerization activity; DNA-binding transcription factor activity, RNA polymerase II-specific. Gene Ontology annotation, cellular component: chromatin; transcription regulator complex; nucleus. The record is from RefSeq and is a predicted model, not a curated record. NCBI's taxonomy places the organism in Eukaryota, Metazoa, Chordata, Amphibia, Anura, Pipidae.